CAGGCGCAGUACACAGAACGUCAUGGCUGACACAAGCUGGCCAAGCUGUGCGAAGAGUUUGAAAGGUGUUAUUUUGGACAUGUGUGGAGUUUUGUAUGACAGCGGGGAGGGAGACGGAGUUGCUAUCCCUGGCUCCAUAGAGGCUGUGAAAAGACUCAAAGAAUCAGACCUGCAGCUGCGUUUCUGCACCAAUGAGACCCAGGCAACCAGAGAGAAGUUCGUAGCCAAACUCCAAAGACUGGGUUUUGACAUUUGUGUAUCUGAGGUCUUCCCUCCUGCCCCUGCAGCCAUUGCUGUUCUCAAGGAGCGGGGUUUGAGGCCCCACCUGCUGGUGCAUGACGGACUUCUCCCUGAGUUUGAUGCCGUAGAUAAGACCAACCCAAACUGUGUAAUCAUUGGAGACGCAGCUGAAAACUUCUCGUACCAGAACUUAAAUGAGGCAUUUAGGGUUUUGAUAGGAUUGGAAAAGCCAGUGUUAUUCUCCCUUGGCCAGGGAAGAUACUACAAGGAGACAGAUGGAUUAAAACUAGAUGUUGGUGUUUACAUGAAGGCUCUUGAGUAUGCUUGUGAUUUAAAAGCAGAAGUAAUUGGGAAGCCGUCACCAACAUUCUUCCAGAGUGUUCUCAGUGACAUGGGAUUGAAACCACAUGAGUCUCUAAUGAUUGGAGAUGACCUUGUUAACGAUGUAGGAGGCGCCCAGUACUGUGGCAUGAAAGGUGUGCAAGUCAGGACAGGCAAAUACAGGCCAAGUGACGAGAGGCACCCAACUGUGAUCGCUGAUGCAACUGUGGACAACUUGGCCCAUGCUGUGGAUGUGAUCCUCGGUCAGAGAGGGUGCAGCGCCUGAGAACCCGCCACUUGCUGUGGCCUAGAGCCGCCCAGGCCCACUGUCACACUGUCGUGCUAACUUAUGGCUCAUAAAAGUGUAGUUUCAUGUGAGGAGGUUCCUCAGUGUUGAGGUAGUUGAAGAAAAAUGUGAAAAUAAUAACCAGAACUAUUCCCAUGUUUUGCUGCUAUGAACUGUGCUGUUAAACAUGGGAGCGGAUCAGCCAUCUGCUUGCCCUACAUAGUGCAAAUGCAACUGCAGUGAAACUUAUCCUAGAUGUUUGUAAAUAUGCUCGAACUGCGCUGUUCAUUUGUCAGUUCAUGAUUGGCAUAGAUGGGAUCCCUCAAGCUUGACACGAAUGAGCAUCUAACCAGCUGCUGAUCGACAGUUAGAUGUGGAAAGUCGAGGCAUUCAGAGUCGUUGGAAACACGUACAGAAGUGCAGCUGAGAAUGACUGUGAUCAAGUUGUUGUAUGUCAUAACACAAAUGAUGGCUGUGCUUAUGAAAUGGAUAAUAUUACAUUUAUAUUUAGUUAGAAAAUAAAGAUAUUUUAUCCUCUUGGA
This is a messenger RNA of Gambusia affinis (western mosquitofish), 1389 nucleotides long. RefSeq names its product phospholysine phosphohistidine inorganic pyrophosphate phosphatase. Gene Ontology annotation, molecular function: phosphatase activity; inorganic diphosphate phosphatase activity. The coding region runs from base 23 to 847 and encodes 274 amino acids. NCBI's taxonomy places the organism in Eukaryota, Metazoa, Chordata, Actinopteri, Cyprinodontiformes, Poeciliidae. Gene Ontology annotation, biological process: dephosphorylation. The transcript has 7 exons. The record is from RefSeq and is a predicted model, not a curated record. Gene Ontology annotation, cellular component: cytosol.